Molecule: messenger RNA, 3901 nt
Organism: Erpetoichthys calabaricus (reedfish)
Lineage: Eukaryota; Metazoa; Chordata; Cladistia; Polypteriformes; Polypteridae
Gene: sgms1b
Product: sphingomyelin synthase 1b
Exons: 8
Coding region: 724-1941 (405 amino acids)
Biological process (GO): ceramide biosynthetic process; sphingomyelin biosynthetic process
Cellular component (GO): Golgi membrane; endoplasmic reticulum membrane
Molecular function (GO): ceramide cholinephosphotransferase activity; protein binding; sphingomyelin synthase activity
Source: RefSeq, a predicted model, not a curated record
GGUCUCGGAGGGAACCCCGAAGAGAGAAAAAAAAAGAUAGGACUGCUGAUGCUGAAUCCGCCCACUACUCAACUGACAGUGGUGUGGCUUUCGACUUUUUUGUGUAAAUAUAUGCCUGUCAUGUUUUUAAACAGCUGAUUGUCAUCUACUUGGGAAUACACAUUUGGAUUAUCUCUCGCGUUCCGUUAUAUGAGACGGAGCCAAACGAUCCAGCAACAUAUCCCGUCUUUCUUCAUUCCACUUGUCGGUUGGUGACAGUAGGCACGUUAGUCUGCUGCCAGAAGUAGAUAACGGGUAACAACAAGUGUGACGAUACCAUAGAAUGCCUGUUUAUUCAAAAAUCCCCAGAUAUCAGCAGACCAGCUGCAUGGAAUCAAAGUAUUGGAAUGGCCAACACUCUGUACAGGCAGCAAGAGACAAAGUUAAGGGAGGGGACUGUGUGGUGACCAAUGAAUGUUGGACUGGAAAGGAUAACUUUGCCAAAUGAAAUAAUCUAGGACUGCUCAGAAGGUGCUUCAUGGAAUAAAUAUACAUUAAAUUGUAUCAGCUGCUGUCCUCCAGGGUGUUGUGGUAAACUGGAUUUUCCAGAAUUUUGAACCUGAUGUCAUUAAAACAGCAUGACCACACUUUGGGUAGAACUCUGUGUUCCAUAGUUGGAGGAAAUUUUACCCUUGCGUGGUUAAACUUGUUUUCAUUUGUCUUUAAUCCUGUCCCAAGAUUGAAAUGAAGAAAGUUGCUUACUGGUCCCCGAAAGAGGUGUCCAGCUGGUUAGUGGAAGAAGGCAUGCAGGAAUACUUGGAAUCCUUCCAGAACCUAAAUGGUCAAGCUCUGCUGCAGUUAACGGAGGAUGAUUUAAAAAAAAACCCACUUUCAAAGAUUACCUCUGAUAGUGGCAGGCAUCUUUUGGACAAGAUUGAGACACUUAAAAUUGAACAUCAUAUUGAGGUUCACAAAAAUGGUCAUGCUAAUGGACACCUAAGCAUUGGCAUCAAUGAAGGUUCCAACAAAAAUAAAAGAAAUGGCAUCCCAAAUGGUUUUCGUAAGGAAGUGGUACAGAUACCUAUGCCACAACCAGAACGUUCUCCCUUCCCUCUCGAAUGGGGUAAAACACUUGUAGCCUUUAUUUAUGCCCUUUCUUGUUUUCUGCUCACUACGAUCAUGAUUUCAGUGGUCCAUGAACGAGUGCCUCCCAAGGAGGAAACCCCUCCACUGCCUGACAAAUUCUUUGACUUUUUUGACCGUGUUGAAUGGGCAUUUUCAAUCUGUGAAGUCAUUGGCAUGAUUCUUGUCAUUCUUUGGUUUGUUCAGUGGAUAUUUCUGAAAUACAAAUCCAUUAUUGGACGGAGGUUUUUCUUUAUUGUUGGCACAUUGUACUUGUACAGGUGCAUAACAAUGUAUAUCACUACACUCCCCGUGCCUGGCAUACAUUUUAAGUGUUCUCCAAAGCUGUUUGGAAACUGGGAAGCCCAAAUGAGGCGAAUUAUGAAGAUGAUUGCUGGAGGAGGCCUAUCAAUCACAGGGUCACACACUAUGUGUGGUGAUUACCUGUACAGUGGACACACAGUCAUGUUAACUCUCACAUAUUUGUUUAUUAAAGAGUAUUCUCCCAGACGAUUUUGGUAUUAUCACUGGGUCUGUUGGCUUCUCAGUGUUGUUGGAGUAUUCUGUAUUCUGCUCGCCCACGACCACUAUACUGUGGAUGUUGUGGUAGCUUAUUUUAUCACUACAAGACUUUUUUGGUGGUAUCAUACCAUGGCCAAUCAACAAGUGCUAAAAGAAGCCUCUCAAACUAACUUUUCUUCUCGAGUUUGGUGGUUCAGAGCCUUCAAGUAUUUUGAACAGAAUGUUCAAGGGAUUGUACCACGAAACUAUCAAUGGCCAUUCCCUUGUAGACCAUCUUUUAUCAGCAGACAAGUGAAAUAUAAUCGAAUAGACACAUAAUGACCCCAGAAACUGACACCUGCCCCGAUUUCACAGGUGGGGAUGGGGAGUUGCUGAAGGACCACCUAAAGUGCUAUGAUCUCGCUAUGAGAAGAUGCCAUAGUGAACUUUUUGCUGUUCUUUCCCUGUUUAUUUCUCACCUUUGACUUGUUCCAGUUCAGCUGGUCCACACUGUGAUUAUAUUUUCUUUCCAUUUCCAAAGGACUUUGGAUAAAUAAUUACAACAUGCACUGUACAGAUUUUUUUGUUGAUAGAUUUUGUAUUCUGCCAUUAGCCAAAACCAUGCUUCUUUGUAAAUCCUGCAAACAUUUAAGCAGUUUUUAUUCUAAUUUAACCUUCCCACUCUUGGGUGGAGGAAACACAAAUAUAUUAAUUCCACUGAUUUGGCUGUAUGCCUCAUUCAUGCCUUUACUAUGUGCAAAAUACAUAUUGCCUCUUUAGAAGAUUACAGUAAAAUUUUAAUAAUUUGUGUUACUACCAAUUUAAAAUCCAGGAAGGUUGUGCGAUUCUUUUUUGCAAGUUUUUUAGCGAGCAGCCUUUUUGUAAGAAUAUUCACUAAACAUGGAAAAAAGGUGCAAAAAAACUGUUUUUUCUAAGUAUUUCACAGGUUAUUUUUCAAACUAAAGAUAUGUUAAGAAAAACAAAUGGUCUUUUAGAUUUUUACAUUUUGGAAAGAAAGUAAGUGGAAAAGAAAAAUUGAGUAAUCUUUUCUGUUUUCUAGUGCCUUUCUUGUCCUGAUUGUAUAGUCCGUUGGUGGUCUCAUUGAUGUCUUUAUUUAAAAUAAAAAUGUACAUUUUGAGAUAUACAGUUGUUUUUGCUUAAACCAUGAAAAGGAUGUCAGUUAAAUUCAAAGCAGUGGCCUAUGUUAGACUCAAAAAGUUAUAUUGUUUGUGAAGCUUCACAACCCUCCUAUUCAUGGUUAUCACUAAAUAUUGAAUGUAAUAUUUAUUUUAGCCAUAAAACUAAUUUGUCUUCCUAUAUCAUUAUCUUAUUGUGCUUAGUAUUAAUCAUUAUUUAUUCCUAAAAUAUGACUGUUUAAAUUUUGAAAGAUUUAAUUUUGUCACAAUUGGUGGAAUUCCAUUCAUUUUUACUAAAUCAUAAAUUUUUUUGAAGAUUUAAUUUUAAUUUUUCCCUCUGUGACCCAUCCAUUUCCUGUGUUUGUAAAAUCUGCAACAUCAACAAAAGUGUUGCAUGGUAUUAAGACCAGAAAAAGAAGGCAUAACUGAGAACGAAGGUGACUUCUAGAAUUUGUCAGACUCUGCCUCACCUUCCCCAUCCAUACUCAGUUAGUAAAAUGAGACUAUAAUCUGAAAGGAAUUACUUCUUCCGUUCACUUAUCAUUCUCAGUGUUAUGGUUAUGAUUUGUGUGGCAUACAAUUUCGAGGGUCUUUUAACUAACAAGGUGGAAAAGUUAUUGUUCAAUAAUAGUUUAGAAGAGACAAUGUUUGGAGCUAAAUUGUACCAAAUGUCCUAAAUCUUAAUCACAAAAGAAAUGUAAGGAAUAAAAUGCUCGUUAGAAAUGGGCGUGCCAUAACUGUAUGUACAUAUAAAUUAUUUUAAUAUAAAAGUCAUAAUACAAACAUCAGUCCUCCCUAACGUACAGAUUCUUCCAAAAAUUGCUUCUGUCCUGGAAGCAGAAAUAAACAGUGCUUUAAUUGAGACCUCAUUAGGGAGGCCCAUAAUAUAUUUUAUUUCUAGAUGGAAUUUAUAAUAUUUGUGCAGACAAUGCAUGUAGUUUACAAGCAUCGCUCCUUGCCAUCAACUACGGCAGGUAAAAUUAUAUUCAUUAUUGCCAAUAUGUAAAACAAAUUAGUUUUUUAAGGAAGUAAAUCUAAUUAUUCUGUAUUUUAUGUGAAACAGAGGUCAUUUUAUGUAGAUUGUUUUUGUGUACACACCAGAUGCUAUUUGUAUUGUUAAACAAUUAAGGUGAAGGAUGGAAAAUAAAAGGCUUUUAAAGGAA